AUGGCUGAACUGCAUACAAAACAGCUUCAGUUGAAGCGCGUGAUCGAUCGCACGAUCGACUAUAUAAAGAAAAUCGGCAAGAACAAUUUGACGGCCGGAAAGGUCCGCUCAAGGCUGACAAUCCUUAAGGACACUUGGUCGCAAUUCUUGGACGGGCACGCUCUCCUAACCAAGGCCAUGCCGGAAGCAUCCCGAGGGACGAUCGACUACUUCCGCGACCAUUACUGCGACGGUACCGAGGAAGUGUUCGAGGCUGCGCACGAUUUUCUAACCGAGUGCUUGGAGGAACUGGAGCCACCUGUGAUUCUUCUCAGUCUUGCGCUACUCGCUCGAUAUGAGAACAAACGGCGGCUGAUCACAAAACAUUUAUCCGCGUUGCUCAAUCUCAAAACGAUUUCUCGUGAGUCUGUAUCCGAUUUGCAAGCACUUCAUGAUGACGUGAACAUCGCGGUAGCUUCUUUGCAUACUUUACAUCGCUCUCCGGCAGACCUCUGGAAUGAUAUUCUCGUACAUAUUGUCAAUAACAAAUUGGAUCCGGUAACCAGGAAGGCCUGGAAUGUUCGAAUGAGUGAGAGCAGUGAUCCGCCGACGUUUGAGGCCCUCAACUUAUUUCUUGCCAGUCGCGCGCGUGCUCUCGAGGACUUCGCCGCCAACUCGUCGAACGUUGCGGCGGUGAAGUCUUCUCCUGCGUCGCGAGUUCACGUUGCUGCUGCAUCCACGCAUGCAUUCGGCGGAUGCCCGAUAUGUAAGGGGCGCCAUUAUUUCAGUGCUUGUCCGACAUUUGUGCGCGGGAAUGUUUUCCGGCGACGUGACCUCGUGAAGCGGUAUCAGCGAUGUUAUAACUGUCUGAGUCCGAAUCACGCGGUAAACGAGUGCAGUAGUAAGCAUUCCUAUCGGGUUUGUCUGCAAAGGCAUCAUAGCAUGCUUCACGCUGGUGCGGAUUCGGGUGGAGAUCGACUAGUAGUGGAGCCGAAUCCAGGACUGUCAUCUCAGGCGGUCGAAGCACCAUGCGAAGUGCAAUCCUUGCACGCUUCUUCUAUUGUUCAGUCUUUUAAGCAAGUACUGUUGGCGACAGCCUGGGUAAGGGUCAUCGGAUUGAGCGGUCGAACGGUUGUCAUUCAAGCUCUCCUGGAUCAGAGCUCACAAAUGACCUUCGUAUCCGAGAAAUUGGCGCAAUUAUUGCAUGCGAAACGACGGCGCAUUUCCGUACAGGUGUCGGCCGUCGGCGGAGUUUGUGCGGCCACAGUUCGUUAUGCCACGGAUAUCUCUGUUUCGCCGCGUGACUCGAUGUCUCCCUCGUAUAACACAAGCGCCGCUAUAUUAGAGAGGCUUACGCGUUACGCGCCGAAACACGUUGAAUCUCUUUCGGGUUAUCCACAUCUGGUUGAUUUACCAUGGGCAGAUCCAAAUCCCAUUAGUUCCGAUCCUAUUAACCUCAUCAUCGGCUGUGAUCUUUACAACGUCGUUACUCUCGCUGAACGUCGUGAAGGCCGUUUCGGCGAACCCACCGCGCAGAAUUCGAUUUUCGGAUGGUUCCUAUCGGGUCCUAUAGCUGCACCGGCGCAGCACGUUUUGUCGUCGGACGGUGCAGUUGAGGCGACAGAUGCAUUCAGUGUGUCCGUGCAUCACUGUUGCGACAUGUCCAUUCUCGCUAAAGAAAUUCAACAAUUUUGGGAACUUCCUAAACACUCGGUUCUUAGCAUCGAGGACAUCCAGUGCGAAGAUCAUUUCCGAUCCACGCACUCUCGCACAAUCGAGGGCCGAUAUGUCGUUCGUCUCCCGUUCAAAACGAGCCCUCCGCUCGCCAUGGGAGAUACAAGAGUCAAGGCGGCACGCCAGCUGGACUCGCUGACGCGUCGCUUGCAGGCUCACCCCACGCAAUUUGCCGAAUAUUCUGCGUUUUUAGCGGAAUACGAGCAUCUUGGCCUUGCGUCGAGCGCCGGUCACUGCUGCGAGCAUCUCACGCGCUGUUUACAUACCGCAUCAUCCUGUUUACCGCUCAGACAGUAA
Messenger RNA from Harpegnathos saltator (Jerdon's jumping ant), 2010 nucleotides. RefSeq lists its product as uncharacterized. Bases 1 to 2010 code for a protein of 669 amino acids. Lineage: Eukaryota; Metazoa; Arthropoda; Insecta; Hymenoptera; Formicidae. The transcript has 2 exons. The record is from RefSeq and is a predicted model, not a curated record.